AUGAGCAGUAUCUGCACCACCAACCACCUGGAGAGCGCCAUGACUACCAAGGCCUCUCACCCCUCGCAGCAUGACCUGAGCCAGGUCGCCCAGCAAGGCGAACCGGGCUCAGAGCAGCCUAAGAAGAGGCGUAGGAGAACGCGGAGGAGAAAGGCGAAGACGACGGGGGGAGAGGAGGAGGAGGAGGGAGAGGGGGAGAUGGAGAUGGAGAUGGAAGAGGGGGCCGCGGAGAAGGUCGAGGAGACUGUGGUUGCUGUCCUUGCGGACAGCGAUCGCAGCCCCUCUUCGGCCGAUCCAGAGCUCACUCUUCCAUCGGAGGAAGCCGACGUCCCUCGUGGACUUGAAGUUGAACCAAGCGGGGAUGAGUCCGCCGUUCAGAAAACCCCGACAAUCCCUCCACCCAGCUCGGUACUAGAGCUCGGGAACCUCAUGGAGGACGUAUUCAGCGAUCUGCAAGGUCAGAUCCGGGAGUUGAAGGUCGAGAUCGAGAAGCUCCGAGAAGCUGCGUCCGACCGAGAGAAUGGAGCCAGGCAAUCCGUGCCUCGAGCUGAAACAAGAAAGCCCCGCCAGAGGGGAGGACUACAAGCAAUGGGCGUGAGGAGAGAAGACCUGGUGGAGAGCGGCAUCUUGGCCUGGCCAAGUGAUGAGAUUGUUCUGGCAGGAACUUUAAAUCUCCGAAAAGUCGGACACGACGACUUGCAAACCGCCGAGUUUGCCCAAGCACCAGCCGAGCUCCCUGCUCGUGUACAGGGCAGCCAAUCAAAGAGAUCCUUCCCGACGAAGUACAUCAUGUACUUCAUCGGGAUGCUUCUGCUCGUCGCUGGGUCCGCUACUAUGUAUGGCCACUGUGCCACCAGCAGAUUCUUCGCUGGUGUGACACCAAACUCUCUUGCCAUCACCACGACAUUCACCCCGCCACCUCCCACCUCCAAUUUGCAAUCCCUCUAUAUGAGGAUAUCAGAAUCUGUUUUUGCGCCGCCUGAAUGCUCGAUGGAUGACAUCCCAGGUCCCGAUCUCGACACCGAUCUCCCUCUCUUCGACAAGGCCACACAGCACAAGCUGGUCCAGCGCGUACGCGCUAGAAUCAGCGAAGAGUUGCAACACCACGACCGCCUCAGAGAAGCCCUUGCCAGAGUCAGCGAAGGAGUCCAAGAGACUUGGAAGAGACCGGCCGUUAAAGCUGUGGCCGCCACCAUCACUGUCUCGGCAACAGCAUACGGCAUUGGCCGCGCCACGGGCUACGUGCCACCUUUUGAUUUCCGAUCUGUCCAGACUGCUGCCUCUGAGGAGCUAGAAAUGUUCAUGGAAUUCUCCUUGAGGAUAUUCCGGGACCAGCGGGAUUUGGAGAUGGUGGAAGUAGUUCGUGCAGAGGAUGGAGGGUUCGCCCGGCCUGAGGCUCACGACUGCGGAGACUGUUGCGGAUUGGAGGAGGGGCGUGGUCCAAGCAUCUCCUGA
Drepanopeziza brunnea f. sp. 'multigermtubi' MB_m1 is the source of this 1455-nucleotide messenger RNA. RefSeq lists its product as uncharacterized. The record is from RefSeq and is a predicted model, not a curated record. NCBI's taxonomy places the organism in Eukaryota, Fungi, Ascomycota, Leotiomycetes, Helotiales, Drepanopezizaceae.